Lycium ferocissimum is the source of this 1413-nucleotide messenger RNA. Its product is annotated as dof zinc finger protein DOF3.2-like. The transcript has a single exon. Gene Ontology annotation, molecular function: DNA binding; DNA-binding transcription factor activity. Gene Ontology annotation, biological process: regulation of DNA-templated transcription. Lineage: Eukaryota; Viridiplantae; Streptophyta; Magnoliopsida; Solanales; Solanaceae. The record is from RefSeq and is a predicted model, not a curated record. Bases 179 to 1060 code for a protein of 293 amino acids.
CAUGCACUAGCUAAAUCUUACAUCCGAAAAAAAUCUGAUUUUGUGAUCUGUAGUGAGAUUUGAAUUGAAGAAGAAGAAGAAGAGAAGUGAUUUCAGAAGACUUGUAUAAAAGCCCCUUGAAAGCCUCUUUUUAUCACUACAGAACAAGUUGGUGAUACAAUAAAAAGAGAGAAGUGAUAUGGAGCAAGGUGGAAGAUCAUCAGGAGAGAGUGAUCGAAAUCAGCAACAAAGGAGAAUGAAGAUGACAGAAAACGUCUCAUCAGCUGCACAACCACCACAACCACCGCCGCAAAAAUGCCCUCGUUGUGAUUCAAACAACACCAAGUUUUGCUACUACAACAACUACAGUUUGACUCAGCCACGGUAUUUCUGCAAGACAUGUAGGAGGUACUGGACUCAAGGUGGAACCCUAAGGAACGUCCCUGUUGGUGGCGGUUGCCGUAAAGGUAAACGCACGAUGAAGGCUGGCGGUUCAUCAUCAUCAGCUGGCGGUGAUAGUCCACCAAGAUCUCAUCAUCAUCAACAACAGCCACAAAUAACGAAUUUGUCAGCAGCAGCUGCUUUUUUCUCAGGUAACAGUACUUCAAGAACUCAACCGCCACCACUUCCAUCGAUGAGUUCUUUGUAUUCUGGUGGUGGUGGUGGGUUUUUGUCUUCUUUAGCUGCCAUGCAAUCAAUGACUCAAUUAUCACAAGGUGUCAAUAAUCAUCAAUCCCAGUUUGGGGUAAAUAACCAAUUUGGUAAUUUCCAUAUUCCAAGUACUACUCCUAAGGUUGAUCAAAACCAACAAAUGGAACCUUCACAAAGUGGAUUUUAUCAAUUGGUCAAUAGAGAAAAGUCCAUGGAAUCAUCUUUUUACCCAUCUGAUCAAACUUUGCAAGUUCAAGCUACAAGGCCUUUGGGUUCUUGGACACAAAGGUUCAUCAACAACAACAACAAUAUUUGGCCAAAUAGCUCAGCCAGCAGCAGUGGAGGUGCUACUAAUAGCACCACCGCUGCUAGUGCAUCUCUCAGCCCGAAUCAGUGGCCCGAUCUUCCGGGCUUUGGCCCAUCAACAUGAGAAUUUAGGGUUUCUUGGCUUUUUUUUACAUACUGAAUUACUAAUGUUUCAUCCAUGAGAUUUUCCUGCUUGACAUCUAAACUUUGAUCAAUCUUCAUCAUGAGGAAAUGAAUGGAAGAAGUUUUUCAACGGUAUGGUAUUUAGUUUCUGCGUUUUUUCUUUCUUGUAAAUCGCAGACAAUAUAAUACAUAUAGACAUGAAGGGGAAAAGGGGGUUAGCUUAAUUAGCUAGCUAAAAUUGUUGUAUGAUGUUUACCUUCUUAUAGAGAAUUUCUGGAUUGGGUUAGGUUUGUAUUUUUGAAACUUUUGAUCUCAAAAGUUAAAUGUAUUUGUAUGUUAGAGGCUUAGAGCUUA